Molecule: messenger RNA, 1488 nt
Organism: Punctularia strigosozonata HHB-11173 SS5
Lineage: Eukaryota; Fungi; Basidiomycota; Agaricomycetes; Corticiales; Punctulariaceae
Exons: 3
Coding region: 1-1488 (495 amino acids)
Molecular function (GO): nucleic acid binding
Source: RefSeq, a predicted model, not a curated record
AUGGGGCUCGCUGGUCGCAAGGUCAAACGACGCAUUGGAAAUGAUCCUCGCAAUUUAUCUUGGGCCGACGAUGCGGCGCGAUUUGGCCAGAACUAUCUUUCAAAAUUUGGCUGGGAUGCCUCUCAGGGUCUUGGCGUCUCCGGCGAGGGUCGCACAUCGCACAUCAAGGUGCACCAGAAACUAGACAUGUACGGUAUCGGCGCGGCGCAUCAGAAGGACCCAAAUGGCAUUGCCUGGAAACAGAACAAAGACUUUGAGAGUCUGCUCAGGCGGCUGAAUGGAGGGGAAGGGGAUACCGAGACUGUCGGGACAAAGUUGAGCGGGUUCAGCAAGGCAAAGGAGUUGAGCGGGGACAACGAAGGAGAAGAGGCGGAUGGACAGGCUGCAGGGGAGAAGAGGAAGGCGGAUGAGGUUGAAGAUGCCAACGACGAUGACGAGCAGGAUAAGAAGAGGAGGAAAAAAGAGAAGAAGGAGAAGAAGGAGAAGAGCAAAAAAUCGAAACGCAGCGGGGAUGUGGAAGGUGAGGCGUCCCCAAGCAGGCUCGAAGAGGACGUCGAGGCGUCGCCGGCCCCAGAGACCACGACCACCUCGCGCUCAUCGUCUGUCCCGAUUAUUCGAGGGCAUCGCGCUCGCUUCAUCCGGGCGAAACGUAUGGCACUGGCUGACUCCGCGGCUGUCUCAGAAAUCUUAGGCAUCUCCCGCAAUGCUACUCCUACCAUCACGACCUCUACCACCCCUGAGCCCUCCGCUGAACCCGAAGCCGCACCGCUCGAGCAGCUCACCACCUCGUCAAAAAGCGUCAUGGAUUACUUCAAAGAGAAGCUGCUCGCGAAGUCCAACUCGAAAGCGUCGUCAUCCUCCAACACACCUAUUGCAAAAAUACCUCCGGAUGCCGGGGAACGCGAUCCGCGAGGUGGCUUAGGAUCCUCGAAUCUGCGGCACUGUUGGACGACUGCUGAGACGCAAGAUGAAGAACAUCCUUUACGCGGAGGGCUCGGUGCUUCUCGUCCUCCUGCAUUCGUUUCCUCUUUUACCGCUGCUGCGAGAGAUGAGGAGGACGACCGGCCGCGCGGGGGCUUAGGCAGCUCCCGCUCCAUUGUGUUUGACAGUUCAAUCACGGCUGCUACCGUAGUUCCAGAACCUGGCCCGUCAGAGUCGACAGAACCCGCAAAGGUCGGGGAACAGGUUGAGGACGACAGGAAACGACGGAAACGCGAGAAGAAGGAACGGAAGGAACGAGAGAGGAAAGCGAAGGAGGUUAUAAACGACGACCAGCCUCCACGUGAAGAGGAUCAGGCUGCGGUGGCCGGGCGAUCUGCCUCGCCAGAACCGUCUGACAAGAGUGAGAAGAAGAGCAAGAAAAAGAAGUCGCAAAAAGAGAUUGCCUCGGAGGAGCCCUCAGGGGAGGAUCCUCCGAUAACACCGGUUGGAACAAAAGAGGAGAAACGGCAGAGGAAGAAGGCAAGGAAGGCUCGGCAGGAGGUCUAA